Molecule: messenger RNA, 2447 nt
Organism: Gekko japonicus
Lineage: Eukaryota; Metazoa; Chordata; Lepidosauria; Squamata; Gekkonidae
Gene: ASB3
Product: ankyrin repeat and SOCS box containing 3
Exons: 10
Biological process (GO): intracellular signal transduction
Molecular function (GO): protein binding
Source: RefSeq, a predicted model, not a curated record
GUAGAAAUGUGUACGAAUGGGCGUUGAAGAGAAUUUUCCUUGACGCGCUCGACAGUGAUAUACACGAAUAAGUCUGUUGGAAUGGAUUUCACAGAAGCCUAUUCUGACAGAUGUUCAGCUGUUGGGCUUGCAGCUAGAGAAGGGAAUGUCAAACAUUUGAAGAAGCUAAUCAAACAGGGAUACAGUGUUGAUGUUCCUGAUAACCGAGGUUGGAUGGCAAUUCAUGAAGCAGCCUUUUAUAACAAAAGUGACUGCCUGAAGCUCUUACUUCGUGCUGCACCCUCAGAUGACUACAUCAGCGCAAAGACAUUUGAAGGCACUUGCCCACUGCACCUUUCUGCAAAUCAGGGGAGCUUGGAAUGUGUCGCCAUUCUUUUGAAAUCUGGAGCCAGUCCUAAUGAGGUUACUAACAAUGCGACCACACCAUUGUUUUUAGCUGUUGAAAAUGGACACAUUGAUGUGAUAAGGCUUCUACUUCACCAUGGAGCAAGUGUUAAUGGGCCACACUGUUGGUCUGAAUGGAACUCUUUGCACCAGGCUUGUUUCAGCGAUGAAUACGUUAAGUGGAUAGGAGCCAACACAGAAUCAGAGGAUGACUUUGGGAUCACGCCUUUAUUCAUCGCUGCACAAUAUGGAAAUCUGGAAUGUUUAAGGAUACUUAUAUCACAUGGAGCAAACGUCAACUGUCGAGCCAAAGAUCGGGCCACGCCGUUAUUUAUUGCUGCGCAAGAGGGCCAUGGCACUUGUGUGGAAUUGUUGCUGUCAAAGGGAGCAGACCCGAACCUCUAUUGUAAUGAAGAUGAAUGGCAGUUACCUAUCCACGCUGCAGCACAAAUGGGGCACCGAAACAUUCUGCGCUUCCUCAUUCCAGUUACGGAUCGGCUUUGUGGCACUGCCGAAGGCAAACUGAGCCCUAUCUACUCAGCCAUAUAUGGUAGACAUGAAGAUUGCUUGGAACUCUUGCUUGAGGAAGGUUACAGCCCAGAUGCCCAAGCGUGUCUGGUCUUUGGCUGCAGAUCACCCAUGUCCCUGGCUUUCACAAAGGGGUAUGUAUAGUUGGGAUUUAUCCUGAUGCUUCUCAAAUAUGGGAUCACUCUUCAUGAAGCCGAUCUAGGCCUCUGUCUGUUCUAUGAAAAGUUCUCUUUAUUUCAGUAUUUCUUGAAGAGGGGCUGCAAGCUUCCUGGUGACCAAGAUAUGGAAGAAUUUCAUGCCAUCGAUGUACAAGGCCAGUACAAAGAGUGGCUGCCAUCUCUCCUGCUUGCUGGAUUUAAUCCUGUUAGUCUCCUCUGCAAGUCAUGGAUUUGUUCUGCAAACAAUGAUGCCCUGAAUUUUCUGUUAGAAUUCACUGAUUGGAAGAGACUUCCUUGGGAUUUGGAGCAGAUCCUUUCUGAGCACAAAAGGACCUCUUCGUGGGUGCCCCGUAGUCACUUUGAGUUCAUCCCUCCCUUGUCUCACCUUUGCCGCCUGGAGAUCCGAUCACUUUUAGCAAGCGAUCGUUUACGAUCAGACCAGUUUAUCCACCAGCUGCCGUUGCCCACUGGUCUGCAGGACUAUGUCCUGUUCUCGGACAUUUUAACAACGUAUGGUGUUGCACGAUCUUCACUGACCCUGGGAGAAGUGCAUGAAGGAGAUGCUCUGCCACCUCUAGGUGUUUCAGGAACUACAGAAAGAAGAGGAACUUAGCAGAGUACCAAAGACUUUUGGUAGUUGUGAGGACCAUGUUCUGCCUCUGUAUGGAAGUGGCUUCCAUGGUUAAGGUUCUGUAGGACCAGCCAUGCACUGUCCGAUCCCAUCAGAUUUUGGUCCAAGUUGAUGUUCACCAGUGAGAAGAUGAAGCCUCCUGCUCAGCACCCCAAACUCUGCCCUCCUUAGGCACUGGCCCCCAUCUCCAGGAAUUUCUCAGGUUGGAGUUGGCAACACUACUAUGGAUUGAAGCAAUGGCUCCAGUGAGACACAGAUGCUUUCUUUAACUGUUGUUUUCUUCAGCUGUUCCAAAUAUGGAAAUGCCCCAGGUCAAAAUGACUUACCCUAUUCUCAUAUUGUUCUCAUUGUCCCAUGAUGAUUUUCCAGUGAUCAAUUUUUGUUUUAAUUAGGGGUUUCUUUGUUUUCUGUGUGGAUGGGGAUAUGUGAAGUUGCAGCAGUGUGUUCAUAGUAACUAAAUGUGUGGUGGACAAGGAUGUACCCAGUUCAGACUUCACCUUGGCCACGCAGCUUUACAGAAGGUCUUUGUAUCAUCCCUGUCUUCAAUGUCUUCGUAUCAUCCCUGAUCUACAAUACGGGGCUCACAAUACUACUACUAUGUGAGAGGAUUCUUGUAAUGAUGUUGAGAUCAUGCAUAUGUCUGGUGCUUUGAACUCUGUACCAGCCUUUCUCAAGAAUCCCCUUUUUAAUUUUUUUCAAGUACCCAGAAGCUUUCCCGUCUCCCACUGGUUUAUUCUGUACAGUUA